GGACCUUCCGGACGUUCCGGACACAGAGCAGAGGGGGUAAAGGUGGUAAACGCGAAGACUGAAAACUCUCAGCAAUAUAACAGUGAUAAUUUAACGUUGUAAACCAAAUUCUGAGCUAUUCUAACGCUUAUAAAAAAGCAAUAUAGUCAUUUUGGAAAUUGGUGGUUGCGCGGUUUCGUAUUCCUCAACCGCGCCGUUGUCGGUCGUCGGAUCCACAGGUCCACAGUAGGGAGGCUGUAGUGGUCCACAGGGUCCACAGCAUCCACAGUUGUCCACAGUGUCCACAGGUCGGAUCUGUGGCAGCCUGUGCAGCCUGUGGUCGGACCAGCACGAGCGCUUUGCCGCUUUCGUCCUUUUGUUUUCUGUUGUGUCGAUCUCGACUUCGAACGCCGCCGCGGAUAUCGGCAAUGCCGACCGGGUGCUCUGUUCUCCUGUGUCCUAACCGGAGUCCAAACAGUCCUCUUGUCCGUGCUAAAAACCUCCUGUUCCAUCGCUUACCGCGCGAGGAACCUCUCAGGAGUGAGUGGUGUCGAAGGAUUAGUAGAGAGGACCCCGGACAGGGAGAGCUGCGUGUGUGCUCUGACCACUUCGACGGUGACCGCGACUACCGUCGUCUGCUAGGUGUUCUUCGCGAUGCCGGGCAGUCCAGGAAGAAAGUGCACCUGAAGCCAGACGCAGUUCCUUGGCUCCGACUGCCCCCCACUGCGAAGCGCCUCUCCCCUGCCAAGGACCCAACCGUCCCAACGUCGAAGAGCCGAAGAACUGCGAACGAUGAGCCGGUUGAGAUGGGUUGCUUCGAGGAGAGUACACCUUGCGUGUACAGCUGCCAUUGCCGUCACCGACCGGCGACACGCGACACGGCGAUUCAGGCCGACCCGCACGAAAAUCCGGCACCCGCACGGACUCGGAGACCGUCUGGCAUGAAGGACAGUUCUGUGGGAACGGACCCGUGGCUGGGAAAGCAGUCUGUCGGCACGCAGGCGAAUUCCCUCGUGAAAGUUCUCGCCACCCGGUGCGUCCAGACCGAGGACUCGGAGACACCUGACAGUAGCAGCACCACCGUCGGCAGCAAUAGCACAACCACUGCUGCCACCUUUGCCUCUACCACCACUACCUCUGCAGUGCCACUGCAAAAGCCGGGCCUGGCAUGUGCCAUGAACCCUGUCCUAAGUGAUUCGGAUGAGGAGGAGGAAGACGAGGAUGACAACGACGACCCUCUGUGGGAGCCACCCACCAAAAGAGGCUUUGUCAAAUUACGUUGAAAAGCCCGUGGCUCGGGUUGUGGCAAUCUGCGAGGACAUCGAACCUCUGAGGGAGGUCUUCUUGAUGCGAGGACGCCGCGUCUACCGAAUCUAAACCAGAGCUGCGACAGGGCACCCGAGGAGGGCCUGGUUGCUGCCAGGAUCAGCCGUUUUGGAAAGAAGGCGCCCAAUGCAACGGAGUAAUGGUUUGCUUUGCAGGUGCAAUACCAGUGUACUCUACUUGCUGGUUGAGUUCUUGUUGCAUUUGGGGCUGUUGUAACAUGAGAUGGAGUGGGGCUCUGGUCGCUUGCAUUAUGUAUUCGAGGAAACUUGCAUUUUGCCUGACGAAUUUUCCGUUUCGAGAUGCCUAAAUGCAGGAUCCUCGGAUUGAGAUAGCAAUGAAGGGCCUGGGGUCAUAGAACGAGUUGAAUUUGUUGUGCUGCUGUUGUCUGCAGAGCAUGAGUUGACCUGAAACGAAGUUGUGCUUUUGUGUGUAAUGUCACUUGUUGAUGUAUGCCCGGUUGUAUCUUUUUCUCGCUGCAUCUCUUUGUUGUGCCUGGGCGUGGGUGUAGCCUUUGUCGCCAGAGUCAGGAAGUGCUGGUAAAGUUGCGCACUUUCCAGUUGAACAGGAGCUCGAACGGAGAUAUGUUUGUGGGUCCAUGCGGAAGUGAACAAUAUGCUAGGAGAAAGUAGUGAAGGUCAUUCGUCCAGUACUUAUUUUUUUUCUUGUUUGCGACGAUGAGCUUCUUGAGCAUCCUCAUGAACCUCCCGACCUCUCCGUUCACUUCAGUCUAUCUUGUUGUAAUGCGGUGGUGUCUGAAUCCGAGUUCAUUGGCAAACCUUGAAAAGUCUCUGCUUUGAAAUGGGGGACCAUUGCCGGUUUUUAGAACAGCUGGGAUGCUGAACUGGGCAAAGAUUGCACGCAGCUUGUGGACAACCUCAAUUGAUGGAAGUGUUUGUAGGAUGUUUAUUACUAGGUACUUGGAGUUGUCACCAAUGACGACUGUGGCGUACUUGCAGUCUGGAAAUAGUCCGGCAAAGUCUAGUGACAUCUCGGUCCAGAGAGUCUCAAGCAGUUCAAGUACAGGCAGGGGAUGUCUGUUAUGUUUGGGUGCCGCAGCCUGGCAAGCUAUGCUUUUCAUGACGGUUUUGUCCUCAAGAGUGUCACCCCAGGAAACCAGACCCUGCUUUGUAGCAACCUUUUUGUCUUGACAAUGCCCUGAUGUCCUUUGUGUGCGAGGUCAACUGACGUGCGUUGCAGACUCGCUGGUGUGACGAUGCAUGUCCCUCGCACAAUUAGUCCUUUCUUGGACACGGGGAGUUUGCUUGCUACGCGUGAGAAUGGACAAAAGCAUUAGCCUUUCCAGGCUUAUUUGUCGGGUUGUGCUGUUUAGUUGCAAUGUUAUGUUUUAUUUGGUGUCAAUUCUGGACCACCGCCAAGGGUUUUAUGUUUUAAGUAGUAAACGGUGACGUCCCAAACCCGGACCGUGCGCCGUCAAACUUUUACAUGACCAAGCACUUAUGCUACACUAAAAUACCAGGUACAAAAGGUGGCCGGUGUGAGGGCAAGGCUCCAAUUCACUGAGCUGCCAAGCGAGGUUCUCUGCUGUGAAACGGUCUGGCAAUUACAACUCUGGGAAUUUACCGUUAAGCGGUUGAACCAAGAAGACAUCUAGUCGUGGUAAAGGUUUAGGCAAGUUUCAAAGCGAGCUUGUAGCUCUGUCCCUUUGAUUACCAUGUCAACAAUGUAAAACAGUACAACCAAUGGUAAAACAGUACAACUUUGAACACACUCUACAUUCCUUUCGAUUGUUAUUUUGCUUGGAAUUGUCGCUCGUUUCUACAUACCUGCCAUGAAACAGAGGUUUGGGCCUGAAAUAUAGCGAAGUUUAACAUCGUUCAGCGGUCAAGGAAAAACGCUGUAACUAAAGCAAUUACACGUUCACAAUAUUAAUAAAGGUACAUACUAUCCGGUACAACCGAAAUAAUAAAAGUUGUUAAUGUUAUUUUCCGGCGACGAGACAAAAUUCACGCGCGUUUUCCCAUAGGAAUACACAGGAAGACUGGAAAAGUAGACUGCAUGCUGUCUGCUUCAAUUUGCAACUGGAAGUCCCGUAGACACUAGCGCCAGCUGAGCCUCUAGCAUUUAUUAUAAUAACUCUAUGCUGCUUACCAACCUUUAAAUUUAAGUCUUUUGAGGCCUGCACUUGCUUCUUAUCGCAAGUACCGGGCCAACAUUUGGUCUACGGGCCGGCGUCGUCUAAGAGCAGACGACAAGCGGAAACGUUUGAAAGAGCAGACGACAGUUCGAACAAUCACGCGGCCGUCUGAACUUGAAGACGCACUGAACGUAGUUCGCAGGUGGUCCGCACAACUUGACGGUUCUCUGGCGUUCAUGUUCGAACAAAACAGAUGAAUCUAAUGACCACAAAUAUCCGUGAAUUCAACCCAAAGUGCUUCCCACCCAAGCAAUCGUUGUCCGACGGCGUCUGCUUUUCCCUUUUCACGGCAUAUAUCCAGAUUCUCUGACGAACCGAGCACGUGAAAACUGACCUUCAAACCUUUCUCGACAUUUUUGGCACGGCCCCAGUCGGGGCGUUUUGACGAGAAGGCAGGUUGUUUUCUGGUUCCUUUUAAAACAACGCAGGAAUACUAUACGUCUGGCAUGGGGACAUCUGCCCACAGCCCCAGACCGGAAGUGCGACCGACGCGCCAUCACCGCACCGUGACGUCACAGAGUUGAGUUUGUGUAUAUGCUCCCGACUGGAAUUCAUCGCGGAUUCUUUCGACGACACAGGCGGGCAGCACACGUCGACUGCGGUGUCCCAGCUUUCGCCACUUUCAGCAUACAAAUUGCCGAUAUGGCACAAAACGAAGCCUGGAAAAUUUAUAAGGCCAAAGUUGGCAACUUACCACUGGGAUACAAAUGUUUGAGGUGGCAGCCAGGACUCGUUACACAUCUCAAUGAUAUUAUACUUUCAAGCUGUGUGCAAUGCAAGCACAGCUUUGCACAAUGUUUUUGUUUGCACUUGCACACAGGAGGUGUGUUCAGAAGCCACGCGCUCACACCUGUGCCUGCACUGCACACAAGUUGUGACUUUGAAGUAUAGGGCAGGUUUAUGAAUAUGAGGUGCAUGCGACAAAGGGAAAUAGAUCAAGAUUUUUGUUUGGAGUAUUUAAACAAGUGAAAUGCAGGACUACAGAGAUGUGGUGUUUUCAAAGGCUGGACGGUGGAAUAAGAUGCAAUGAAUGCCUGCCCAUGUUACUUGUGCACGUAAGGGACUUGACCACAUGUAAUAAAAAAAAACGGGAUUAUGUGUGGA
Molecule: messenger RNA, 4564 nt
Organism: Ixodes scapularis (black-legged tick)
Lineage: Eukaryota; Metazoa; Arthropoda; Arachnida; Ixodida; Ixodidae
Exons: 4
Coding region: 408-1262 (284 amino acids)
Source: RefSeq, a predicted model, not a curated record